Messenger RNA from Hansenula anomala, 3033 nucleotides. RefSeq lists its product as uncharacterized. The transcript has a single exon. Lineage: Eukaryota; Fungi; Ascomycota; Saccharomycetes; Phaffomycetales; Wickerhamomycetaceae. The coding region runs from base 1 to 3033 and encodes 1010 amino acids. Gene Ontology annotation, cellular component: cytoplasm. Gene Ontology annotation, biological process: mitochondria-nucleus signaling pathway; negative regulation of transcription by RNA polymerase II; regulation of nitrogen utilization. The record is from RefSeq and is a predicted model, not a curated record.
AUGUCAAGUCGAUCAAAUAGAAUCAAUAAGGCUCCUCCAUUCUUAGAGUUGUCACGAGAUACGAUACAGAAUUUUGAUACAAGUGGCUUAGAUCUUGAAAAUGUUUUAUCUGUUUGGACAGGUCUAACCAAAUGUUCUGGUUUCAUCAAAAGUGGGAAAAGAUUAGAAAAUAUAAGUUGGAGAAUUGUUAAUAGAAAUUUGAUCAAUCAACAAAAUCAACAAAUACCGAAAGGUGUUGACAACAACAACAAUAAUACAACACAGCAAAGAAACAAAUUGAAUGAUGGUGAUUUCUUAAGUUUAUUAUCAAUAGUUACAGAUCAAAAUCUUAUAACUCAACCGAGACCUCAGUUGAUUAAGAAGAAAUCUUCAAACCAAAAAAUGGCCAGAAAUGCUUCAAGAAAUAGUAAUAGAAGCGUGGAAAGUUUGGAUAAAUUGAGGCCUGGUAUGAUUCCAAGAAAAUCUUCAUCUUCAAAAUCAUUAAAGAAAUUGAAUCAAAGAACAAGAAGAUCAAAUGUUGAUUUACCAAACUUGAACAGAGUUUAUAGUAAUACUUCAACAACUUCUGAUACAAAUGAACAACCAGUUCCAAUCAAAGUUGAACAUGAUUCUGAUUUAUUUGAACAACCAAACCCUAAAUAUGCUUUUGGUGUACAAGCUCAAAGAAAUGAUUCAAAUGAUGAUGAAAAUAAUUCUUCAAGUUCAAAUUUUUCAAAUGAGAAGCCUCAAGCUCCACCAUUAACAAGAUCUGAUACUUCAACUUCAAUAGUCCGUGGAUUUUCUCCAAGUCAUAUAUCAGUGGCACAAUUGAGUACCAAUUCAUCACCGGGAAAGCCAUCAACUUCAACGAAAAAAGCUGAAAAAACUUCUGCCCCUUCUUUGUUUGAUCAAUCUAACCUGAAGAACCCUCAGCCAAGAAAAGCAGUACCGAAAAGUUCAUUAUUCAAUCAUCCUCAACCACAGCAGCAGCAACCCCAUCAUAAUAUUCAACGUAUUGAUACCCAAACAGGUGUUCCAUUAGAGAGAGUUAAAUCACCUUUAUCCCAGGAAACAACAAAUGAAGUAUUAAAACCGAAGGAACCUAAUAGAUCUACUUCAUUGUUUCAACAGCCUCAAAAGUCCAAACCUAAAACGGGAACAUUAUUUGAUCAUUCUGCAUUACAAGAGAAUAAUAACAAUGUUAAGUCAUCAUUAUUUGAACAAGUUGGUAUCAGUCCUGAAAUUAAAAGACAACCUACUCCACAACAGCAUAAAAAGAGAACUAAUGUUUUGAAUAACUUGGGAAUGACAAGCUUAGCUGUUAAAGAACAUACACCUCAAAGAAAAGAUAAGAAUAACAUGUUUUUCAUUGAAAGUUCACCUUCUCCAACUGAUGGUCCAAAGUAUAUUGAUUCACAACAACAGGCUCAAUCUCAUCAUAACCAUCAUCACCAUCACCAUCAUCAUCAACAACAACGCCAAAGAUCAUCUUCGUCUGAAAAAAAGCGGAACAAUAAUAAUCUGUCAAGCUCUUCAGUCAAUGAUAACAACAACAAUAAGUCUUUAUUUUCUGGUAAAUCUGAACCUAUCCCAAAAGAAAUUAUAUUCUCUUCAGAUGAUUCACUAAGUGAUGAAAGUGAUUGGUCUUCUGUUAGUGAUUCUGAAGGAUCUGAUGAAUUUGAUGAAAAUGAUUUAACAAAAGAAUGGAAACAAGCAAGUUUUAAAAGGGAUGAACCUCUUCCAAAACCUCAAAUUAAAAGAUCUUUAUUGUCUGGUUUGUUUUUAAACGAAAUGCAACAUGAACAUCAUCAUCAGCAUCAUCACCAAGAGCAUUCAAAUUCUCAGAUACAAUCAAGAUCUACUUCUGGUGUUACCACUCCACAACCUUGGAAAUCAGGCUAUCAACAUGGUGAUCAUUCAAGCGCCAUUAAUCUUGGUGCAAAUAAUAAUGCUACUGGAUCUCAAGCUGAUUUGGGUACUUCAAUUUCUUCAUCUAAUAUUGUGGUGAAACAUAGACAUAGACCUCAAAGUAUCCAUGGUGGUAAUAAUUCAAAUGAUGCAGCAAGUAAUUCCACAACAGAAGAUAACGCUAAUAAUAACAAUAAUGAUGCAUUAGAAUUAUCAUCUACAACACCUCAUACUGUUAUUUCAACUUCAAAUAUUAAUGUUUCUGGUCAAGUUUCAGAACCUCAAGAUCAUCAUGAUUCACAAGGUAAAUUGAAAGAAAAAUUGACUGGAACUCAAGAAGCUCAAAAUAAUUUACAAACUUCAUCUUCAUUCACUCAAAUGAUUUCAAGAUCAGCUGUGAAUUUAACAAAUUAUUUUGCUGCUCAUAGGAAAAACAGUUUUAGUUCAAUUGCAAGUGAUCGUACAAGAACUAGAUUUAAACAUGAAUCAAAUGCUCCAGCUACUGCAUCAACUUUAUUACCAACAGCCUUAUCUACUCAUAUGUUUUUACCAAAUGCACAUCAAAGAAAAUCUACAAGAUCAAAACUGGCUUCAGUUUUAGAGGCAGAAUCAGGAAACACAUCAUCAAAUGAACCUUCUAGAAAAAAUUCAGAAGCUGAAGAAUCAACUGUUAAUACCAAAAUUGAAUUACCAAUGAAGUCACCUACUGUUCCAAUAACUACCAAGAAACCAUCUCAUACUGUGGAAAUUGAAGGUUUAACAAAUGGUGCCAAUGGUACGAAUAAUCAUAUUGAGGGUGCAAUGGAAACAAGUGCUAAUUUCAACAUUUCAAGAAAGUUAUCACCAAAGACAACAAGAAGACAGAUGCUGGCUACUGAAUUAUCAGAUUCGCUAAGAAAGAGUAUUUUAUGGGAUAGGAAAAAUGGCGUACCUAAUAAUCAUCAUCAUCAUCAUCACCACCACCAUCAUCAUCAGAAACAAAGUAAUGAUAAUAAUGAAGGUGAAGAGUCAAAAGAAGAACAAUCAGAUGUGAAAGAGACCGUUGAUGGUUCUAAGCAACCAAAAGUUAUCAAAUCUACAAUUGAAAAUUUCAAUAAUGAUGAAUGGGAUACAGCUGAAACUGACUUUUAUACAAGAGGUUGGUAA